Molecule: messenger RNA, 516 nt
Organism: Angiostrongylus costaricensis
Lineage: Eukaryota; Metazoa; Nematoda; Chromadorea; Rhabditida; Metastrongylidae
Source: the annotation of a GenBank genome assembly
AUGGUAUUUCGUACCAUAUCCUCAAUCCGAGACAGUAUUAUAAAUAUGUCAUCGGACAUCAUUACGUCAACUGACACACCGCUUCAAACGUCCACUAUCAUUCCGACAGUGGAACUGAUUCUGGGAACAAUAACAUACUUGGUGAUUAUUGUGAUGACGAUCGUCGGAAACACAUUGGUCGUUGUUGCAGUAUUCAGUUAUCGACCACUAAAAAAAGUUCAGAAUUAUUUCCUCGUCUCACUGGCCGCAUCCGAUUUAGCAGUGGCGAUUUUUGUGAUGCCGCUACAUGUCGUCAAAUUUCUAGCAGAUGGUCGUUGGUUGCUGGGAAUCCCGAUUUGUCAAUUUUUCACAACGGCUGAUAUUCUCUUGUGCACAUCUUCAAUAUUGAACUUAUGCGCCAUAGCAAUUGACAGAUAUUGCGCUAUUCAUGAUCCCAUAAACUACGCACAAAAACGUACACCACGUUUUGUCUGCUUGGUAAUACUUACGGUAAGAGGAUUUAUUUUUGAACAGUAG